AUGUCUCUCACCUCCGUCAUUUUAGCUUCCCAAUCCCCUCAAACCCUGAAUAAUGCCGAUACUCGACGUUCGGCUAAAUACCAUCCCAGUAUUUGGGGAGAUCGGUUUCUGUCUUAUAACAACACUAUGGAAACUAACAUGCAAGGUAAGCAACAAGUAAUCCAACAACUGAAGGAAGAAGUGAAGAGGAUGCUGAUGGCUCCGCCGGUUGAAACUGGUUUGGGAAAACUGGAGUUGAUUGAUGACAUUCAACGCUUAGGCGUGUCUUACCACUUCGAAUACGAGAUUGACCAAACUAUGCAGCAAAUUCACGAAAACCUUAAUGGCACCUAUGAUGAUGAUGACUUGCACACUUGUGCUCUUCGUUUUCGCUUGCUAAGGCAGCAUGGUUAUAAUGUUUCUUGUGAUAUGUUCAACAAGUUCAAAGAUUGUGAUGGGAAAUUCGACGAAUCGCUUCACCACGAUGUAGCAGGACUCCAAAGCUUGUACGAAGCCACACAUCUUAGGGUGCGAGGAGAGGAUUUUCUAGAAGAAGCACUAGCCUUCACAACCACACAUCUACAGUCGGCAGCAAAUCGUUUGAGCCCCCCGCUUUCGAAACAAGUAAGGCAUGCCUUGAAUCAGCCACUUCGGAAGGGCUUACCGAGGCUAGAAGCGAGGCACUACAUGUCUCUUCACCAGGAACUGCAUGGAUCACGUAACCAUGUUUUGCUGAGAUUUGCAAAGCUGGAUUUCAACCUGCUCCAACAAGUGCAUCAGAAAGAACUAAGUGAUAUUGCAAGGUGGUGGAAGAAGUUGGACUUUGCUAGCAAGCUUCCUUUUGCAAGAGACAGAGUGAUUGAGUGCUACUUCUGGAUUUUGGGUGUCUACUUUGAACCCAAGUAUUACUUUGCUAGGAGAACCCUUACCAAAGUUAUUGCCAUGACAUCCAUUAUUGAUGACAUUUACGAUGUGUAUGGCACUCUUGAAGAACUAGAUCUCUUUACUAGAGCAAUUGAGAGAUGGGACAUCUCAGCCAUGGAUGUACUGCCGGAGUAUAUGAAAUUCUGUUACGAGGCACUCUUAGAUGUUUAUGCUGAAGCAGAACAGGGGCUUGCAAGCGAGGGAAAAUCAUACCGUAUCGAUUAUGCAAAAGAAGCGAUGAAGAGACAAGUUAGGGCAUACCAUGCUGAAGCCAAAUGGUUCCACAACAACUACACACCAACAAUGGACGAAUACAUGGAAGUAGCCCUCGUCACUUCAGCCUACUCAAUGCUAGCAACCACAUCCUUUGUUGGAAUGGGAGAUAUUGUUACUAAAGACUCUUUCGAGUGGAUCUUCAGUGACCCUAAGAUGGUAAAGGCUUCAGCAGUAGUUUGCAGACUCAUGGAUGACAUUGUAUCCCACAAGUUUGAGCAAAAGAGAGGACAUGUUGCUUCGGCCGUGGAAUGCUACAUGAUACAAUACGGUGCGACAGAAGAAGAAACCAUAAUCGAAUUUCGAAAACAAGUGAGUGAUGCAUGGAAGGACAUAAAUGAAGAGUGCCUCCACCCUACCUCUGUCAACAUGCCUCUCUUGAUGCGAGUUCUGAAUCUCACACGCGUGAUAGAUGUACUGUACAAGUCUGAAGAUGGCUACACUCAUGCUGGAACCAUACUCAAAGAUUUUGUAGCAUCUCUACUGGUAGAUCCUGUGACUGUAUAA
This is a messenger RNA of Fragaria vesca subsp. vesca, 1683 nucleotides long. Its product is annotated as (-)-germacrene D synthase-like. Gene Ontology annotation, molecular function: magnesium ion binding; terpene synthase activity. Lineage: Eukaryota; Viridiplantae; Streptophyta; Magnoliopsida; Rosales; Rosaceae. The transcript has 7 exons. The record is from RefSeq and is a predicted model, not a curated record. The coding region runs from base 1 to 1683 and encodes 560 amino acids. Gene Ontology annotation, biological process: diterpenoid biosynthetic process.